Cynocephalus volans (Philippine flying lemur) is the source of this 4543-nucleotide messenger RNA. It is a transcript of the gene TSPAN9, whose product is annotated as tetraspanin 9. Bases 203 to 1198 code for a protein of 331 amino acids. The record is from RefSeq and is a predicted model, not a curated record. Lineage: Eukaryota; Metazoa; Chordata; Mammalia; Dermoptera; Cynocephalidae. Gene Ontology annotation, cellular component: plasma membrane. The transcript has 7 exons.
CAGCCGGCCGACAGGCAGCGGCCCCCGGGCGCGGGGUUCGUCCGGGAGGGCGCCCCGGUGCACAGAGGGGACGUGCCCGGCCGGUGCAGAGAGGGGAGGUCCACCGGCCCGCCCGCAGCCCGCGCCCGACUGGGGCGCCCCCUCCGUCCCACACCGGGAGCGAUGCCCCCCACCCCUCGCGUCCCCCGGGAACGAGGCGAGCAUGGAGAAGUCGAGUAGCGAGGAUUCUUCGAUCCACCGGAGUCCAUCUUUGGACAGCAAGGACUCGGACUUUGCCAAGCCGUCCACCUCGGGCCGCCCGUUCGGCCGCGGCUUCACGGCCGGCGCCUUCUACGGCACUGCGGGUUCCCGGGGCCAGAGCCGCGCCGAGGCCGGCGUUAAGACCGACAAGUACAAUGCGCCCAAAGGCAGCAAGUACGUGGUGUUUUACCUGGACCUGUCCUUUGUGUUCCUCCUAGAAUUUAAGAAGUGCAACAUGGCCAGGGGCUGCCUCUGCUGCUUGAAGUACAUGAUGUUCCUCUUCAAUUUGAUAUUCUGGCUCUGUGGCUGUGGGCUGCUUGGAGUGGGCAUCUGGCUCUCCGUGUCCCAGGGCAACUUUGCCACCUUCUCCCCCAGCUUCCCCUCGCUGUCUGCAGCCAACCUGGUCAUCGCCAUCGGCACCAUUGUCAUGGUGACGGGCUUCCUCGGCUGCCUAGGGGCCAUCAAGGAAAACAAGUGCCUCCUGCUCAGUUUUUUCAUCGUUCUGUUGAUCAUCCUCCUGGCAGAGCUGAUCUUACUCAUCCUCUUCUUUGUCUACAUGGACAAGGUAAAUGAGAGUGCCAAGAAGGACCUGAAGGAAGGCCUGCUGCUGUAUAACACCGAGAAUAAUGUGGGGCUGAAGAAUGCCUGGAACAUCAUCCAGGCCGAGAUGCGCUGCUGCGGUGUCACCGACUACACGGACUGGUACCCAGUGCUGGGGGAGAACACGGUUCCCGACCGCUGCUGCAUGGAGAACUCCCAGGGCUGUGGGCGCAACGCCACCGCCCCCUUGUGGUGGAGAACGGGCUGCUAUGAGAAGGUGAAGAUGUGGUUUGAUGACAACAAGCAUGUGCUUGGCACGGUGGGGAUGUGCAUCCUUAUCAUGCAGAUCCUGGGCAUGGCCUUCUCCAUGACGCUCUUCCAGCACAUCCACCGGACUGGUAAAAAGUACGAUGCGUGACAGGCUGCCUGGGAGCGCCGGCCCCCACCUGGACCCUCUGCGUGAGGGGGGAGGACCUGAGCUUUGUGUUGCCUGCCGCACUCUAGACUGUGACCCUGCACCUGCCUCCCCCAGCUGGCCCCCUGCCCACCCGCCUUGGCCUCAGACUUCUGGUGGGCAGAGGCCGGGCACCCGGCACCUGGAUUCCUGCAUCUGUACCUGUGUAUUUGCCAAAGACGCUGGAGUGGGCUGGGGGAUGCACUCCAGAAGGAGCCCGCAGCACUGAAGGAUUUCUGCCCCCUGCCCUUCCUUACACUGACGCUUCAUCCUGCCCCACGCUGGGUGGGGCACAGAGUGCUACCCACCCCCCAUAGAGAGACUGUUCCAGCACCUGGGGGAGCGCUGGUGGGGGCAGUCUGGCUGCCUCCAGGCAAGGCCUCAGGAGCAUCUUGCCCAGGCUUUUUAUACCUUACAGUGUAACUUUUUUAUUUCAUUUUACUCUAUGAUUAUUCAGGAAUAUUAUCUCUCAGAUAAGUUUAGGGUUAGCUUUCUGAUUUGUAACUUUUUACCGUGUUGAUUUCUUUAAUGGUUUGAUUUUUUUCCCGAGGGUGGGUGACAGGUGGGGAGAGAGGACAUCCAUCCUGUGGCGGUCAGGACGAUCCACUGUGACCCUCAUGGGGGAGGACACAGGCCAGGCUUUGCUGGGCUGCAGAGAAGGAGGGAGCAUGGCUGGGCUGUGGGGCCCCUCCAGACCUGGUGUCUGUGGACAGGAGCCCGGGAGAGGCAGGGGGCAUGGAGGAGCACGGAGUGAGCCCACAGAGCCCCCUUGCACAGGGCGAUGGUAUUUGCCAACUAAGUGAGAGAGGCCAGGGCAGCCAGGGGUCUCCGGGGGGCCGGUGGAGCACUUUGCCAGGAAUGCAGCCAGAGCUGGCAGGGUCCUCACUUUUCACUGAUGAGCAGCUUUGAGUUUCUCCUCCUUCCGUCCUCCGGCUUCCUCUUCCACCUCAUGUGGGCGUUUCUGCUACAGGUUCUGCAAACCCCAGUCACUUUCACAGACAUUCCUGCUAGAACUCUCAAAUACCUCUCCAGUUCAAAUGCUGCUCACUUUCUCACCCUGCUUCUGGAAGGGGAAGCAGUCCUUACAGUUUGCUGCUCAGACAGUGGCAGAGCACCCGUGGCCGUCAGGAAGGGGAGGCAGAUCUGGUGCCCCUGGUCGUCCCCACCAGGCAUCCUCACUGCUGCUUGCUGUGCCGGGAGGGAGAGAAGGAAGGAUGGCCCUCUGGGGCCCAGGAUCCUCGCCUCCUUCCUGGGGCUCACUCAUAGCAGCAGUGGAGUGGACAGUGAUCACAUCCUGUGUGAUCCCAAGAAGCCAUACAGAAAACCCGAAUGAGGCCAGACUGGAUCUUGUGACAGUGGCCCCAGAAGGAAGGCAGCCUGAGUCAUGUGCAGACCGGGGUGUGUGAGAUGAACAGGCGAGCGAGUGUUCAACUGCAGCAGGACGUGCCCGCCAGAAUGGAUGCUGGUCUGGCUUAAUGUUUUGCAGUUAGGAAAAAAAAAUCAAGCAUCUGUGGGACAGAGCUUGAAAAGGCUGCCCCUGGCAAACUUGCUCCAGUGCCCUUCCGUGGAUAGGGCCUGUGUGGGAUGGCUGCCUUUUUCCUGCACUAUUUGGCUUGUUGCCUCGAUUUCCCACUAGGUCAGGUCUCUUCUCUAGCCUCCACCUGCCUGUCUGUUCUAAGAGCUGAGAUAUGGCCUCCCAGCCAACCAGCAACUCCUCCAUUCUGCUUAAGUAAUGUAGAAAUCGGGACCAGGAGUACAGAACGUUUGGUGCAUUCAGGAUUCAUGUUUUUGGGGAUGGGAGUGGAAAGCAGAGUGGGCUCAGCAAGUGGGGCAAAGACCACCUCCCCAGGACAGGAGCAGGUGCUGAUGGGAAAUGCUGGGAGGGCAGGGCCUGGGGUGGAGGAAGGCAGAGGUGCCUUCCCUCGUGCUCUGGCCUGUCUUCCUGGUAAGGAGCUCCAGCCGCCUCCCUGGGAAUCCCAAAACAGAGUGCAGAGUGACACUCCGCAAACAAGUGUUCAGGUUGCCCAGUAGGACCUGGUGCAUUGUGAGUUUUUGCUGUGGGUGGGGGAGGGAUGGAUUUGUUUAUGCCUAUCAAUGCAAUUUAAGAUUUUUGUUAGUAUCAACAGAAAAGCCUAGUGCAUUGGGAAUUGUAUAGCUUCCCUGGCAAUCUUACCUUUCUGGAGUGCUAUAGGGGUGUCCUCUGCCCCGGAGCCUUUGCCACAGUCCUCUCUCCCCAGCCCCACCUCAUCGUCUGUUUGUAGAGCCUUGGCCACAAGCCCCACAUGGCCUUGCUGCCCUGCACUGUGCUUGGCUCUUAGUCACUGGGCUGAGUCUACAUUGGGCGGAAGUCUCCGUGUGCAGGGUGAGUGUGCUUCAAGCCCCCUGUCCAUCCUGUGGAAUGGUCCCCACACACCCACAAGGCCACACCGAUGGAUGCCCAUGAAGGUGGCUCAGUUUUCUGUUUCUCCUGACGGUGAUCUCAUUGGGGCAGAACUCUGAGUGAGUGUCCUCACUUGGGCUUCCCUUGCCAAAGUCUGAGUUAGUUCAGUCAGGUCUGAUGUAAGCAGUUUCCAGACUUGACUCAGCGAGGCCUGUAGGGUUUGUAGACGACUUCACGCGAGCAUCUGACAUACAUACAGACUUUCUCCCUGCAGCCAGCUUGCAGGGGGCUGAGCAGGCAGGGGCUGAGCACUGCCCUCGGGUGGUGGGCAGCAGGUGUCUGGGUGCACGCCCCCCAUGCUGGAGCAUUGCCACCCCCUCUCCCUGCCAGCACCAGCCUGCGUCUAGAGCUCUCAUGCUGGAAAGGUUGUGGACCCCCCCCCUCCACUCCUCCAUGUCCUGACUUGGAACUCGGUGGCUGCCACUCCAGGCUUUGAUGGCCUGAGAGCAGUCCAGCUGGAUGGAAGAGACUGUCCCCUCCUCUCCAGCCCCCUGCCCACCCACUGGUGGAGGUGCUAACUAGCAGGGACGUGGCAUAGGAAGGGAGCUGGGUGCCAGGUGCUUGGGGUCCGUUCUUUGUCCCUCAGCCCUGCAGGGUCUGGCCGGCACCUCCUGUGCUUCUGUUCUCCCAGCUUCAUUCUCUCCACCACAGUGAGGCAUAGUCCAAGGCGGGUCCGGCCUCCCUGCCCCGAAUGGGCACUUGGGAGGCAAGGCUUUGGGUGCCUCCCUCACCAGUGCCUCUUGGGAGAGCAGGGAGGACGUACUUGCUGGUUCCACAUGCUCUUUUCUGCUUAUGAUGCUGUAUCUGUGUGUUUCCCCCAUCCUGGUCCUGGCUUUGUUGAACACCAUGUUUUUAGCAUGUUUUUAAAU